UCACCACCCCGGAAGUGAACUUUUGUUGUUGAUGCGGAAGCAGAGAGAGGCGAGACUUUAAAGAUGUUAUGCGACUGAAGUUUUGAUAUAUAAUGAAACUUAAGUAGCUGGUAACAAGUUAAACCAAUAAGAUAAUUCUCGAGUUAACAGUUGAAUCUAAAGUUUGAGCCAGACAUUAACCUCUAGAUGGCUGGAGGUAACUUACAGAAAGCUAUAGAUCUCGCCAGCAAAGCUGCAGAGGAGGACAAAGCCAAAAACUACGAAGAGGCCCUCCGAUGCUACCAGCAUGCAGUGCAAUACUUCCUUCAUGUCAUCAAGUACGAGACUCAGGGUGACCGAGCAGCGCAGAGCAUCAGAGCCAAGUGUGUGGACUACCUGGACCGAGCCGAGCAGCUGAAGGAAUAUCUGAAGAAGAAGGAGAAGAAUCCUUCGGCCAAACCUGUCAAAGAGUCUGAUGACAAAGGGGAUGAAAGUGGUGAUGGGGACGACACAGAGAAAAAGAAGUUCCAAAAUCAACUCUCAGGUGCCAUUGUCAUAGAAAAGCCAAACAUUAAGUGGGACGAUGUAGCCGGACUUGAGGGGGCCAAAGAAGCCUUAAAAGAAGCCGUGAUCCUGCCCAUCAAAUUCCCUCAUCUGUUCGUCGGAAAGAGAACUCCUUGGAGGGGGAUCCUCCUGUUUGGCCCUCCAGGAACGGGGAAAUCCUACCUGGCCAAGGCGGUGGCCACGGAGGCCAACAACUCCACCUUCUUCUCCGUCUCCUCCUCCGACCUCGUGUCCAAGUGGUUGGGAGAAAGUGAAAAGUUGGUGAAGAACCUGUUCUCUUUAGCCCGAGAACACAAGCCGUCGAUCAUUUUCAUCGAUGAGGUCGACUCUCUCUGCGGCUCCAGGAGCGAGAACGAGAGCGAAGCAGCGCGCAGAAUUAAGACAGAGUUCCUCGUCCAGAUGCAAGGUGUUGGAAAUGAUAACGAGGGGAUCCUGGUCCUGGGAGCCACCAACAUACCGUGGACACUGGACUCUGCAAUCAGGAGGAGGUUUGAAAAGCGGAUCUACAUUCCUCUGCCAGACGGGCACGCCCGCUCCUUCAUGUUCAAACUGCAUCUGGGCUCCACCCCUAACAAACUGACGGAGGACGACUUCGCCACUCUGGGCAAAAAGUCACAGGGCUACUCCGGAGCGGACAUCAGUGUUAUCGUUAGAGACGCCCUCAUGCAGCCCGUCAGGAAGGUUCAGUCAACCACUCACUUCAAAAAGGUUCGCGGGUCAUUAUGGAACAAUCCCGACGUUGUGGUGGAUGACCUCCUGACUCCGUGUUCUCCGGGUGAUCCCGACGCCAUAGAGAUGACGUGGAUGGACGUCCCUGGAGAGAAACUUCUAGAGCCAGUCGUGUCCAUGCAUGACAUGCUGAGGUCGCUGGCAAGCACCAAGCCGACAGUGAAUGAGGAGGACUUGGAGAAGCUGAAGAAGUUUACAGCGGAUUUUGGUCAAGAAGGCUAAUAACACUCAACACUCCUCAUACUCCUUUAAUAAGACUGUAACUAACAAUUAUUUUCACGGUCAAUUAUGCUUGUGAUUAAUCGAUUAAUCUUUAUCGUGUCAAAGAGUGAAAAAUGGUUGAAAAUGUCCAUCGACAGGUUACAGGAACACAGACUUCUUUAGUUUUGUGUUCUGAUUAAUGGUGAUUCUAACCGAUCAAGGCAGUGGUAGACCAGCAACUCCUCUGUGUUCUACGAGGUAAAAUUACUGUUUUUGUCAAUGGAGUCUGGUGGCUUUGAAGAGAGCAUAGAUAACAGCUUCAAUUCCUGGUCGGAAACGUCUGUCUGACGUCAAG
Sebastes umbrosus (honeycomb rockfish) is the source of this 1828-nucleotide messenger RNA. RefSeq names its product vacuolar protein sorting-associated protein 4B-like. The record is from RefSeq and is a predicted model, not a curated record. Gene Ontology annotation, biological process: endosomal transport; vacuole organization. The transcript has 11 exons. Gene Ontology annotation, molecular function: ATP hydrolysis activity; ATP binding. NCBI's taxonomy places the organism in Eukaryota, Metazoa, Chordata, Actinopteri, Perciformes, Sebastidae. Bases 187 to 1494 code for a protein of 435 amino acids.